GUUCAUUUUCAAUCGGAGUAGUAACUGACUGUCUCCGAAUAUCCACCCAGGGGACCAAGCACCCGCUCUGUCCCUACGAGCUCCGCUAUGGUCCAAGUACAUUUGCCGUUACUGGCAAAGGCACAAGAAACCGCUGCCUCAAGCCGCCCAUGGAUCGAUCCGAUGGAUCUUGAUUCCUAUCCUAUAGGAUCCAGCGUUAAGGACUCCAUACAAAGAUAUCCAGAAAGACUUCUGCGGAACAUGAUGAGCAAAAGAGCCAGACAAUCAGCCCUGUCCAGUAUUCAGCGUCCGCCACUAUAGACCUCGGUACCAGAUCACAGGCGGCUACUUCCCCGACAGCCGAUACCUCUGUCCCUCUUCGCUCUUACAUAAGAAUCUAACCAACGUAGCACCAGAACAUAUGCCGUACAUCUGGAGUGAUCCUCAAUGGCAAGCAGGGAAUACAGUCCUCUCCACAUGGCAGCAUUAAGACCUGGACCCGGGCUCCAUCGGCAGUUCGGACACCAUCAGCUUUCUCGUCAUUGGGCGGUUGUACUCAGUAGACGGUACUUUGUUAAGAAUCUUAUGCGUGGACCAGUCUUUUAGCGUCGAACC
Aspergillus welwitschiae is the source of this 594-nucleotide messenger RNA. RefSeq lists its product as uncharacterized. The transcript has a single exon. The record is from RefSeq and is a predicted model, not a curated record. The coding region runs from base 88 to 300 and encodes 70 amino acids. NCBI's taxonomy places the organism in Eukaryota, Fungi, Ascomycota, Eurotiomycetes, Eurotiales, Aspergillaceae.